AUGAUUAAGGAUGCAUCUCAGUAUAUUGCUGCAUCCCUAGCUUAUAUCAUUAAUCUAUCAUUGUCUUCUGGGAUAUAUCCUGCUCAAUGGAAAAACGCUAAAAUUAUACCAGUCUAUAAAUCUGGCAGCGUCUCAGAGUUGGACAACUACCGUCCAAUCUCAAUUCUACCCGCUAUCUCUAAAAUUGCGGAGCGCCUGGUUCACGAUCAGCUGGCAAUAUUUUUGGAAGACUCGAGUCUGUUAUCACCUACCCAGUUUGGUUUUAGAUCUAAGUACUCAACUGGUCUUGCAGUGACCUACUUCACAGAUUCAAUCAGGAAAGAAAUGGACCGUGGAAAGCUAACGGGGGCAGUUUUUAUAGACUUCCGUAAGGCAUUCGACACGGUCGACCAUGCUGUUUUAAUUAAAAAGAUGGAGAUGCUUGGUGUUCGUGGUGUCCAGCUUAAAUGGUUUACAGACUAUUUAUCAAAUAGACAACAAGUUGUAAUCUAUGAUAAUUAUAGAUCGAAUAAUUAUCCGGUUUCUUACGGCGUUCCUCAAGGAUCCAUCCUGGGGCCUCUUCUGUUUUUGAUAUACAUUGAUGAUCUUUCCAAGGUUUUAAAACACUCUAACGUUAUCAUGUAUGCAGAUGACACCGUUCUCUAUUUCUCUCAUGAAGAUAUUAAAAAUAUUGAAGCUGUUUUGUCUGAUGACAUGGAUGCAGUUGCACAAUGGUUGCAGAGGAAUCAGUUGGUGAUUAAUCUUAAAAAGGAUAAGUCGGAGUCUAUGGUUUUUGGUACAGCAAAACGUCUUGCAAAGGAUGGAAAUUCAUCUAUGUGUAUCCAAAUUGGAAGUGAUGUAAUUAGAAGUACCACUUCAUAUGUAUAUCUCGGUGUGAAGUUAGACCCAACGCUUAACUUUGGCCAGUAUCUGCACAAAACCUUCAAGAAAACAUCAAGUAAACUGAAAAUGCUCAAGAAGAUACGUUCUUCUUUGACAGUCCAGUCUGCUCGUAUGAUUUAUCAGUCCAUGAUUGUUCCAUUAAUGACAUAUUGUGAUAUGGUAACUUUAAAUCUACCUGGAUCAUGGUUAUCAAAGUUUGUCAAUUUGGAAAAUCGGGCAAAGAAAAUUAUUGCAAAUGGAUUAAGCAUUGAAAACGAUGAUUUAAAUAUACGUGACUUUUACUCGACACGCAUUUUUAACGCGGUUAUGGUGGUUUUUAAAUCUUUAAAUGGUCUAUCAUGUGAACCAUUUAAUGACUAUUUUCAAAUUAUGAGUCAUCAACAAAAUACCCGGAAUAACGAUUAUUGUCUGCGACUACCGAAAGUCAAAUUGGAAGUUGCCAGGAAAGGGUUUUAUUUCCAAGGAGCUAUGGCUUUUAAUAAACUGCCUUUACAUGUCCGCCAGAUAAACUCCAUUGUACAUUUUAAAAGUGCUCUUAAUAAGCAAAUGAACAGUUUUUAG
Paramuricea clavata is the source of this 1443-nucleotide messenger RNA. NCBI's taxonomy places the organism in Eukaryota, Metazoa, Cnidaria, Anthozoa, Malacalcyonacea, Plexauridae. The record is from the annotation of a GenBank genome assembly.